This is a messenger RNA of Coffea arabica (coffee), 1064 nucleotides long. RefSeq lists its product as uncharacterized. Lineage: Eukaryota; Viridiplantae; Streptophyta; Magnoliopsida; Gentianales; Rubiaceae. Gene Ontology annotation, molecular function: protein dimerization activity; DNA-binding transcription factor activity. The record is from RefSeq and is a predicted model, not a curated record. Gene Ontology annotation, biological process: regulation of DNA-templated transcription.
AUGAGAAGCAGAAUAGUUGAAAAAAAGAAGUUCCAGAAGUUGUACAGAAACUUUAAACAAGUUUCCAUUCCAAUUUCCCAUCAGCCAUCUCUCACUUCCUUUCUUGAUCUCCAUCUUGUUGAAAGUUUUGUGCUUAUCAUUUUUCAGAACUCUACACUUCAUGUGGAUUGAAGGAGGCAUCAGAUAGGGUUCUUCUUUUUCUUUCUGCUUUUCUUUUAAAUCAAGAAAUUUGAAGCUGAAUUUAUGGAUAUCAACCCUCAAAAACUCACAGCAUGGGAACCCUCCAUGCCUGUGGAAAAUCAUAUGGCACAUCAUGAUCACAUUUUCUUUGAGACUCUUUGGCCUAACUAUGUCUUUGAAAACCAUCAAAUCCCUUCUUCGUCAAGCCAACAUAUAUCAACUUCAGCUAUUCUCAGCAGCGGUCAGAUUGACCAUCAUCAUCAUGAUCAUCCUCAUCAGCAGAUGGAAGAAGAUCAAGCAGAAGAAGAUCCUGAGGAAGAACUAGGAGCCAUGAAAGAAAUGAUGUUCAAGAUUGCAGCUAUGCAACCGGUGGAUAUUGAUCCAGCAACCAUUCGGAAGCCUAAAAGGCGAAAUGUGCGCAUUAGUGAUGAUCCCCAAAGUGUUGCAGCAAGGCAUCGCCGCGAGAGAAUCAGUGAAAAAAUUCGAAUUCUACAAAGACUCGUCCCUGGGGGAACAAAAAUGGACACUGCAUCCAUGUUAGAUGAAGCCAUUCGCUAUGUUAAGUUCUUGAAGCGACAAAUCCGCCUACUCCAAGCUAAUAAUCCCCCACCCAUCGGAGUUCCGGCAUGUCCACCUCUUCGAACUUGGUCAAACAACGGUCUUGACCCUGUCACUGCUCCCACCGCUACCCCAAUCUCCCCCAUUGUAGGGUGCAAUGGAAAUGGUGAUCCUAUGAGCUUCAACAAUGAGGUAAACUCCAUCAAUACUUUGACUUCAUAUGUUGCAAGAAGCAGUGAAUUUACUUCCACAGAGUGGAAAGUUAAACAUAUCUGUUAACAAUUUGAUUAUAACAAAUUACUAUGUCGUACAUUUUUCUUUUUGGG